UUUUCUUUCAGCAAAAUGUCUGCAACAUUUAACGGAACUAAUGGCAUACAAACCAACAUCUCCCAAUUGGAAACUUUACCCAAUAAAAUUUUUCUAGUUCCCAAUUGGUUGGAGGAAAAGCUGUUUGCUAAUAUUGUCAAAAACGACUAUGGAGAGGCUUCGAAAAUUACUAACUUCACUGUCACGCCUGCAACAAAACCUGGAGAAAAUUCUUCAUCAGUAAUGUUUCGAGUGACGAUUGAUGUGGAUUUGAUGGAAGAUGGCUGUACCAAGACUAUAUCAUUUAUCCUGAAAACAAAUCACAAUGACGAUAGUAUGUUAUCUCUUCUUGAAAACUUGAUGCUUUUUCCCAAAGAACAAGAAAUGUACGGAUCAAUAAUUCCAAAAUUUGAAUCUCUGUUCGAGGAGGCUGGAAAAUGUGUCAGUUUUGCACCAAGAAGCUAUAAGUUCUCCCAGAAUCUUUCAUUGGAAUACGUUCUUCUGGAAGAUAUUAGCAGGAAGAAUUUUCGAACUGCGAAUCGACUUGUUGGUCUUGACAUGACGCACAUGAAGCAUGCUCUUACAAAGUUAGCUGAAUUUCAUGCUGUUUCAGCAUGUCUUCACGAACGAAAUGGGUCCUAUGGCGAACAGUUUAUGUAUUCCAUUUUUACCGAGAAAUAUCGAUCAAUUUUGACAACUUUAAAUAGUUCAGCAAUGUUUUUGAAUCAUCUAAAAAAAUGGAAGAACUGUUCUCAAUAUGCUGAGAUGCUGGCUGAUAGUGACAACUGUCUUGUGGAUCGUAUCAUUCAAGCUGCCAAAUUCAACCCGAGUGAAUUUAAUGUUCUAAAUCAUGGUGAUUUCUGGAGCAAUAACAUCAUGUUUCAAUAUGAUGCCUUUGGUAAAAUCAAAGAAACUUGUUUUAUUGAUUUUCAACUUUGCAAAUAUGGUAGUCCAGCUUAUGAUCUUUAUUAUUUGAUAUUGACAUCAGCUCAAAUGAAUAUUAAGCUGUCACAAUUUGAUUAUAUGAUAAAAUAUUAUCAUGAUAAUUUAAUUGCCAAUUUGAUGAGAUUGGAGUAUCAUAGGCCAUUGCCGAAAUUAAGGAAUUUACAUAUGGCAUUGCUGAAAAAUGGACUUUCUGCUUAUUUGAUUGUUUCACAAAUUUUACCAGCUGUUAUGUUUGAUUUGGGAUCUAUUUCAAAUAUUGACAGGGAGGAUGAAUUUAAGCUGAAAUCUGCAAUGUAUAGUAACUUUACCUAUGUGAAAGCGAUGCAAGAAAUAAUGCCAUGGUUGGAUAAUCGGGGACUUUUGGAUUUAUGUUGAUGUUUUCAAAUUUUAUUUACUUACACAAUAAAUAUUGA
Messenger RNA from Episyrphus balteatus (marmalade hoverfly), 1337 nucleotides. RefSeq lists its product as uncharacterized. The coding region runs from base 16 to 1299 and encodes 427 amino acids. The record is from RefSeq and is a predicted model, not a curated record. Lineage: Eukaryota; Metazoa; Arthropoda; Insecta; Diptera; Syrphidae. The transcript has 4 exons.